Brassica napus (rape) is the source of this 4543-nucleotide messenger RNA. Its product is annotated as protein SHI RELATED SEQUENCE 5. The coding region runs from base 1527 to 2534 and encodes 335 amino acids. Gene Ontology annotation, cellular component: nucleus. Gene Ontology annotation, molecular function: DNA binding; DNA-binding transcription factor activity. Gene Ontology annotation, biological process: positive regulation of DNA-templated transcription. The record is from RefSeq and is a predicted model, not a curated record. The transcript has 2 exons. Lineage: Eukaryota; Viridiplantae; Streptophyta; Magnoliopsida; Brassicales; Brassicaceae.
UUGAAUGUUCACCUAGUUAUACACUUUACUAAUGCCGUGGCAGAAAAUGGUCUAUAUACACUUUUUUUAACGCCAUGUAACCCUGGUUAGACGAAUAAAAACAUAAAAGUACAUGAUCUCUCCGUUUCUAAAUAAAUAUCACUUUACCAUUUUUCACACAGAUUAAGAAAGUAGUGGAAAUAUAUGUAAUUUGUUAUUAAUUAUAUCUCUCUGACCGAUAGUAUUUGAGAUAAAUAAAAUUAUUUAUAAAAUUAAUGUAGUUUUUAAUUUAUUUCAGUUGAAAAUAAGUGUAAUUUGUAUUGGAAUUGUAAAAUAAUAUUUUUUUUGUAACAAGAAAAAAAAAGUUAAAAUUAUACUUAUUAUGAAAUAAGGAGAGUAGAAGUUAGUGCACGUACGCUUCGUUGAAAAAGUUAUAUCAUUGUCUAUGCCAAUGAAGGUUUAAUUGCCGUGGUUAAGCUGUAAACCUCACAUCCGUGACGAUAAAAUGUCAUAGCAAGUUUGACGUUAGAUUUCCCGUAACUUUUUUGAGGAAAAGGACUUACAAUAGUUAUGUUUUCUCUUUUCCCCCUUCAAAAUAUUUUCUUCUUCUUCUUUAAUUUUCCUUUUGUGCACUGUUUUUAUAUAUAGUUUCAUAUAAUUCUAAUUCGGACGGAAAGGGGAGAGAGAAGAUAAACAAACAGUCAGCAGGGUUUUGCGGGGGAGGUACGAGUGGAAAUAAACAAACGAGUGCCAGGGCCGGUUCAUGGGUCUAUAACUUUUUUGUGUGUUGCUUUAAAGGUCUAUUCAAUCUGUUAAAAUUAUCAAAAAAGUUUAUAAUUAAGUAAACAGAAUUUACUUAUUAAAAACAAAACAAUAAUAAAUCUAUAUUUUCACUAUUAGUUUUGAGAUAUUUUUUUUUAUUUGUCUCAGGUCUUACAGAUCAAGUUAAAAAAAAUAUAGAGAAAACAAUAUAGAAAAUAUUUAUAAAAAUGUUCAUAUUGUGUAUUUCGCCCAAGGCUAUUAUUAUAUUUGUUAAGACGGCACUGACGAGUGCUCCAAUAGAGAAAACGAAUAUUAACAUACAUAAUGGACGUUACUCUUAAGAAAAUUACUAAACGUAAAAAAAAAAAAUUACUAAAAGUAAUGUCAUCUUAUUUUUCUUUUUCUUGUAUUUUUUUUUUCUUUUAAACAUACAUAGUGAGUGAUAUUUAUGUGAUGGGGAUUCACUCCAACUGGAAGAUAACUGUAGUGAAAUGCCCAAAGCAAAAGAUCUUCAUGGGACUCUCUCUGUCUUAAAAGCCUCUCUCUCCCUCUCUCUCUCUCUCUCCCCACAGAAAACCCAGCAAUUUCCACUUUCAGAGAUCAAAAUUGUGUUGUCCAAAAUUGACGACGAGAGACUAAUUCCAAGGCAUUUGCAGUCUCUUAAUCCAUUUCUCCUCAUCAUUUAAUUACUCUCAAAAUCUCCAAGCAAGGAAAAUAUUUGACUCUUUCUUGGAUCUCUUUGGGGUGUGUUGUGUGUGUUAUGUGGAUUAUCCCUGGGGAAAUAAAUGGCAGGAUUCUUUUAUCUAGGAGGGAGAGACAACAACAAGCAAGAUCUUCAUCAAGUGGACAAGAGCAGUUAUCUUUAUCUCUACAAGGACGAGAUUUAUAACACCAACAAGGGUUUCGAGAUUUGGCCUCCUCAAUACUUCCAAGAACAACAUCAACAACAUCAACAACAACAUGUCACAGCUCCUGCAAACUUUUACUCCUUUGGAAUGGUCCCAAGCGGAAGCAGCAGCAACAACAACAACAAUAACAGGAGCCGGAGUUUACACUUCAACGUAGUCUCCGAUCAUGAGCCGGGAGGAUUCACGGUAACAAGACAAGGAAGUAUGAAUUGUCAAGAUUGUGGGAAUCAAGCUAAGAAAGAUUGUCCUCAUAUGAGAUGUAGAACAUGUUGUAAAACCCGAGGCUUUCACUGUCGGACUCACGUUAAGAGCACUUGGGUUCCUGCUGCUAAACGCCGUGAGCGUUUAGCUCAACUCGCCUCCUUGCAGCACCGUUCAGCCUUCAGCCGUGAAACGCAAAAGGCAAAACGCCUACGAGAAGCAAAUGGUGGUGGUGAUAAUGUUGAUAAAGACCAUAGUGGUAGUGCUGGAUCGGCUAUUGCUACCCGUGUGCCGAAUGCUAAUUCUAAUUCAGGGUUUGAGGUGAGUCAAAACUUACCACCGGAAGUUAGCUCACCGGCGGUUUUUCGAUGCGUUCGAGUGAGCUCGAUGGAAGAGGAUGAAGAUGAUCAAGAAUAUGCUUAUCAAACGGCUGUGAACAUUGGAGGACAUAUCUUCAAAGGCAUUCUUUAUGACCAAGGACCAGAACAAGAUCACCAUCACCAACUUAACCUCCUUGCUCCCACAGCCACAACCACCAAUGCUGAAGAGACUGCUGCUAAAACGGCGGUUACUGUUGCCGGAAACAAUAAUACUGGAUUAAUACUCGAUCCUUCAUCGCUUUAUCCGGUUCAGCUUAGCUCCUACAUCUCCGGUACGCCAUUCUUCACACCUCCAAGGUCUUGAGAUUCAGACACAAUUAUUGAAUAUUAUUUCAUCUUUACAACGUAAUUGUAAUAAGAGACCUUUGUAUUCGCCUUUGUCUUUUGAAAUUUCCUACAAUUUGAUAAAACUCCCUUAAUUAUCUAGGUUGUUACUUAGUGGUGGGUGAUUAACAUGCACAUCGUACGUGUAUGUAUCUUUAAGAUCAAUGGGAGUUAAGUUACUGUUCUAGUUUCAAAGUUCUUUUAAAAAAAAAUUAUUGCUUGGUUAUUGCAUUUUCUCAAUUUCCUCUUGUAAUUAUUCGUUAUAUCUUUCUACUUGAGACCAUUUCUACAUCUCUUUUUAGUUCAUUGCCUAGGAUCGAUCUCUUUGUGUCAAUUCGAAUGUCUUCUGGUAGAAGUUUUAUAUAUUACUAAUUAUAUCACUGUCCUUUAUUGGUGUAAGAAAUAUAGUACGAACUUUUUAAUCAAUUAAUAAAAGUACUUUUGGGUUUGAUAGUGAAUUAGCUUUCUGGUUGGUGUUGAGCUCGAAGUUGCUUUUCCCCCGUUCAUCCGUUUGCUUGCCAGAUCCUACCAUGACUUAGAGCAUGAUUAUUGGGGGUUCUUAGAAUGAGUUCUUAGCGGAAUAUAAGAAUCCGUCUAUUAACUUUUAACUAAAAAAAGUUAAGAACCGGCUCUUAAAACUCUUAUUUAAGAACUGGUUCUUAGCUUUUCUAAUUAAAAGUUAAGAGAAGAGUUCUUAUAUUCCGCUAAGAACCCCACCCUAAGAAUUCCUCAAUAAUCAUGCUCAACUAGGUUUCGUGUUCCAUUGAUCAAAGAUUUUAAAAACCGUAUAUAAAGAAACUUUAAACAGUUAUUGUAUUACCCAGUUAAAUUUCAAUUGAAAUAUACUAUAUAUGCUAUAACUAACAUCUCUGAAAAGUUGGAAAAAAAAGGAAAAACUGGACGGCUUAAAUCAGAUGGAUGCAUUAUCUUUAAUCUAGUGAGUCUAAGUUUCGUAAUUGAAUAAGCCACUAGAUUCAACACCUAUCUACAAUAUUGGGUUAAUAGAUCAAAUUAUUAGUCCAUACGUAACAUGUGAUUUGUUAAUUGGUGUAGAGAAUGUAAACAGACUCAUAGUAAUACAGCGCACUUAUGCCAAACUACCCCCCUACAGAACUAUGAUAAUUAGCUAUUUGAUCAUCACUUGCAUGGAUGUGAGUGUGACUUUCAUUCGUCUGUAGCUCUCCUCAUUUAAUAUUUUUGUCCUUAUAGCUUGUAAGUAUUAUACACAUUUACGGAUGACUGAUAUACUUUCAUAUACAUUACGUCCAAAUCGGUUUCGUUAUCCUUGUGAAUUGAUAUUUAAUGUGACAAUAUAUGUGUGAACUGACAAUGUUCUAUUAAUACCAAUAAUGAUUACCUAGUACUGGUGGUUAAAAAAAUAUGAUUACCUAGUACUGUUACGGAUUGCUUGAUUUAGGACAAGUUAAAAUGACAGAGGAGAAGAUGGAAGUUACUGAAAAAUUGUACAGUAGCUGACUCAUGACAUGUGAUAACUCGUUUAAUUUCAGUCUCUCUCGAUAAAAUUUGUUUGGUUAACUUUAAUAAAUCAGUUUCCAAUAACAGUAGUUGAUCCAAAAUUACGAGCACCCCCUCUUAUACUUUGCUUAAUCUGUAUCACUUCUUAUUUCGAAUAACUCGUAGGAUUAGCCUAUGGUUUUCCUUUUAGAGUUACCUCUUCUCUAGCCAUAAUUUUCUGUAACUAAUUUUAGUAACUUUUGUGUUUCUUUUUUUUCAUAUUCACGUACUGAUGAGUGAUGACACAUAUGUGAUAUGUGGUUCCGUACUUCUGUUGGUACGUAUAGUUAUCCUCACAUGUCAAAUGCUAGGCAGUUAUUAAUUACCAUAGGUGAAGUUUGAAAGGAUAGUUAGCGAGUAAAAUAUUAAUUAAUUAUGUUGAAAAAGGGAAAAUAAUAGGGCAAGAAGCACGAAGAGUCCCAAAGACUCGACACAUCAUAUUGUGAAGUCUAUGAUCAAAGUGAGAGACUAUUG